UACUCAUUUAUCCAAUAAUACUGAAUAUUAGCAGACAGCAGUCCUAUGUUUGACUUGUUUGUUCUAUAUUUUGCUUUCAUAUUUACGCAUAAAAUUAUAAAAGAUCUUUAUAAAAAAAAUACAAUCAAAUAUUAAUCACUAUCUUGCUCCUACGUGUUAAGUGUUUUCAUACAAUAUAGUGCAUUUGCUGAUGUGAUUUUACUGAAAUGUCAUCGUAUAUGGCAGGUGUUUUUGAUUUAGAUUUAGAUGUGGAUACAGUUACAGUCGGAGAUUCUGAUGAAGACGAUAUUAUCGAAGUAGAUGAGGUUGAUUAUGAUCCUGAACUACACGUGAAUAAUAUAGUGGAGUCUGAAGGAUCAGAAACGAUACAACUUUCAGAAGAUAAUGUUAAUCCAGGUCAAUGCAAAAGACUUGGACCCCAAGAUUUUGAGUUGCGAAAAGUGCUGGGAAAAGGUGGAUAUGGAAAAGUUUUCCAAGUACGUAAGAUUACUGGCCCAGACCCUGGAGCAUACUUUGCAAUGAAGGUUCUUAAGAAAGCUUCAAUUGUACGUAACCAAAAGGACACUGCUCACACAAAAGCUGAAAGAAAUAUCUUAGAAGCUGUUAAGCAUCCCUUUAUAGUUGAAUUAGUAUAUGCUUUUCAAACUGGUGGUAAAUUAUAUUUAAUUUUAGAAUAUUUAAGUGGAGGGGAAUUAUUUAUGCAUCUUGAACGUGAAGGUAUUUUUCUUGAAGACACAGCAUGCUUCUAUUUGUCAGAAAUAAUAUUAGCUUUGGAACAUUUACACAGCUUAGGUAUAAUUUAUCGUGAUUUAAAACCUGAAAAUGUCCUUCUGGAUGCUCAAGGACAUGUUAAACUUACAGAUUUUGGAUUAUGUAAAGAGCACAUUCAGGAAGGUAUUGUCACACACACAUUUUGUGGAACUAUUGAAUAUAUGGCACCUGAAAUAUUGACUAGGAGUGGUCAUGGAAAAGCUGUUGAUUGGUGGAGCCUCGGAGCAUUAAUGUAUGACAUGCUGAUAGGGCAGCCACCAUUUACUGGUGAUAAUCGUACAAAAACAAUUGAAAAAAUACUUAAAGGUAAACUUAUGUUACCGGCCUACCUCACACAAGAUGCUCGAGAUUUGAUACGGCGUCUAAUGAAGCGCUCUGAAACACAACGUCUUGGUGCUACUGGCGCAGCAGCAGUACGAGGUCAUGCUUUCUUUAAGCAUGUACAAUGGGAUGAUGUCUUUGCUCGUCGACUGGAACCUCCUAUUAAACCACGUUUGACAAGUGAAGAUGAUGUGUCACAAUUUGAUACUAGAUUUACUCUGCAGACACCAAUUGAUUCUCCAGAUGAAUCAACACUUAGUGAAAGUGCCAACCUUAUGUUCCAGGGUUUUACAUACGUAGCGCCAUCAGUGAUGGAUGAGAUUCAUAAGCCACGCGUAAUAACCGCCCGUUCUCCUCGGCGUCCUAGACCACAUCAUCUUAACGCAUUCACAGUGCCUCCUGCUUCCACUGCCCAUUCACAUCCACACGCUCAACAAGAAGACCUUAUGGAUGUACAAGGUUUGCCUAUAUAGCCUAGAGUAAUUUAUAUAGUUGACCAUUUUAUACAAAGGAUGAAUUCAACUACAAAUGCUGCCCAUCUAUUAUGUCCGUAAAGUAAUGGUACUGUUUUAUACAACUAUUAUUAAAUGUACAUUUUAUACAAGUUACCGUUUAGUUUAAUAUUUUGGUAGGAAUAUAACAUGUAUUAAAAUGUUCUAACCCAACUAUUAUGACAGAGAUAUUAAAAUUAAUUUACAAUAUACCUUGUUACCGUGCUUCAUAAAUUGAAUUAAAAGGUCAUUUUUAUUUUGUAAA
Messenger RNA from Vanessa tameamea, 1848 nucleotides. It is a transcript of the gene S6k, whose product is annotated as Ribosomal protein S6 kinase. The coding region runs from base 207 to 1565 and encodes 452 amino acids. The record is from RefSeq and is a predicted model, not a curated record. NCBI's taxonomy places the organism in Eukaryota, Metazoa, Arthropoda, Insecta, Lepidoptera, Nymphalidae. Gene Ontology annotation, biological process: peptidyl-serine phosphorylation; signal transduction. The transcript is spliced from 10 exons. Gene Ontology annotation, molecular function: protein serine/threonine kinase activity; ATP binding.